This is a messenger RNA of Carcharodon carcharias (great white shark), 6373 nucleotides long. RefSeq names its product TATA element modulatory factor 1 (gene tmf1). The record is from RefSeq and is a predicted model, not a curated record. Lineage: Eukaryota; Metazoa; Chordata; Chondrichthyes; Lamniformes; Lamnidae. The transcript is spliced from 17 exons. Gene Ontology annotation, cellular component: endoplasmic reticulum; Golgi apparatus. The coding region runs from base 247 to 3642 and encodes 1131 amino acids.
CACUGCUGUCUGUUUGCUGCUACGUGGAGGAGGUGGAGUGAGAGUCUGGCAGAGCCAGGCCCGGGGGUGGGACAGAGCGGCGGAGGCUUCACAUUACCAGGCCGUAGCCCUUAGCAUCGCGACAGUGAGUUCGGGAGCCUGGUCCAGGUCCUGUUUGAGCUCCGGAGGCUGUAGGAUAUACAGAGACGAUACAGGGCCCGACCCUGAGACUUGAUAAGGCCUCGGCGGCUGGAGGCUGUCCCCAGGAUGAGCUGGUUCAAUGCCUCACAUCUGUCGAGCUUCGCUAAACAAGCCUUGUCACAGGCUCAGAAAUCGAUCGACAGGGUCUUAGACAUCCAAGAAGAUGAGGGUGUCGCCUGGGCUGACAGUAUAACGCCAGGAUAUGAGGAAGCAACACUGCCAGGAAAAAGCUCUUCCGUCAGUGAAGGAUGGGUUUCUACACAAUGGGGGUCGCCUUCAGAGGACAGUCUCAAGUCUCAAUCUACAUCUUCACCCACAGCUAUUACAACACCAGUUACACGAACUAUGGUGGAUGAAUCUGAGAACUUCUUCAAUGCCUUUUUGAACUCUUCAGAUACUCAAACUAUUGAACAAACUCCAGUUGUCUCUAAACCUCCAACCAAAUCUCAGCUGCCCAAAGAAGUAGAAGACACAUUAACUGUUCAUCUUACUGAAUCUGUUGAAUUAAUUGUGCCAGAAGAGGAAAACUCGGAAGAGAAAUGUACAAUGGGACCCCAAAUAGCUAACACAGAAUUUAAUACAUCAGACCAACUUAAUGAUAGCCAGUUGCAACAUGCAGAAGCUGAACAUUCAGAAUCUUUUGGAAAUGAUUUGCAGAAUAAUGAUGAAGUAAAAUUAAUUGGGACAGAAAACGUGACUGCCUCUGUGACUUGUAAAGUAACAAAGCCAGAUACAUUGGUUGCUUUUAGUACUGAAAGGGUGCAUAAAAAUUCAGUAAAAACUGAGCAGUUAGUGAGUCCACCCGACAGCCCAUCAAAAUCCCACACUCCCUUGGGGAAAGAUUUGGUUUUAGAGGCAAAAGAGCAAAAAUCAGAGGACAGACAAAGCAACACUCCUUCUCCACCCAUUAGUACGUUUUCAUCAGGAACAUCAACCACCAGUGACAUUGAGGUAUUGGACCAUGAGAGUGUCAUUAGUGAGAGUUCGGCUAGUUCGAGACAGGAGGCUGUAGAUUCAAAGAUGAUGCAGACUUCCUUUCAGCUGCUAUCAACAUCGGCCUGUACUGACUAUCACCGCCUGGAUGACUACCAGAAACUUACAGAGAGUUGUGGCUCUUCAGAUGCUUUUGAGAGAAUUGACACUUUCAGUGUGCAGUCAUUAGACAGCCGAAGUGUGAGUGAAAUUAAUUCAGAUGAUGAAAUGUCAGGUCGGGGAUGUAAUGUGACAGCCGUGUCUCUAACUCCGUCUGUCUGUAAUGCUUUGCCAGCUGACCAGCUGGUGAAGAAUGUUGAAGAGAGCACAAACGACAGUCAAAAAGAAAAUGCACUUGAUGAAAAUGAAAUGGAAGAGAGUGGCCGAAGUGCAACACCAGUGAAUAGUGAACAACCUGAGGUCUUGCCUGUGCUUGGCCUAACAGUAAUUGAGAACCACAAUGUAGAAAGUAUAGUAAUUAACAGACUGUCGGAAGGAACUGUUAAAGUUGAAUGUCAACCCUGUGAAUUACAAGAGGUAAUUGAUGAGUUGACAGACAAGUUGGAAAAGAGAGAAGCACAGUUGUUGUCUGUUAGCAAAGAUAAGGCAGCAUUGGAGGAGGCAAUUGAUAACCUAAAAGAUGAGAUGAUUCGGCUGAAGGAAGAAAGCAACAGCAUCCCAUCAAUAAAAGAUGAGUUCACUCAACGUAUUGCAGAGUCUGAAAAGAAAGUCCAACUUGCUUGCAAGGAAAGGGAUAAUAUUAAAAAGGAAUUAAAAACUAUGAAGGCAGAACUGUCCACUAGGUUUACCUGUAAUGAAACAGCAGAUCUAGUCCGAGAGAAAGAUGAGCAGAUCAGAGGACUGCUGGAAGAAGGAGAGAAGCUUUCUAAACAGCUCCUAAAUAAUUCAAACAUUAUAAAGAAACUAAGGGUUAAAGAGAAAGAAAAUGAGACCCUGGCCACUAAACAGAGCAAGAAAACCAAAGAGCAAGAGGAGGAAAUUAAGCAUCUACAGCAGGUGCUUGAUGGUAAAGAGGAAGUGGAGAAACAGCAUCGGGAGAAUAUCAAGAAGCUGAAUUGUGUGGUGGAGAGACAGGAAAAAGAGAUUAGCAAGCUGCAAAUAACCUUAGAGGAGCUACAGGAAAACAAUCGCAGUCUUCAAUCUGCACUUGACAGCUCUUACAAAGAGCUUGCUGAACUGCAUAAGGCUAAUGCAGCUAAGGAAAGUGAAGCCCAAGAGGCAGCUUUGAGUCAUGAGAUUAAGACAAAGGAAGCAUUGUCAGUGGCACUGGAACGAGCCCAGGAAGAGGCCAGGCAGCAACAGGAGGCUCUUGUGGCUCAAGUGGCAGACCUUAGAUUAGGUCUUCAACGGGCUGAACAGCAACAAGCCAGGAAAGAGGACUACUUACGUCAGGAAAUUGGUGAAUUACAGCAGAGACUUCAAGAAGCAGAUAAUCGCAACCAGGAGCUCAGCCAAAGUGUUACAUCUGCAAGCAGACCACUGCUGCGACAGAUUGAAAACCUGCAGGCGACACUUGUGGCACAGUCAACAUCUUGGGAAAAACUGGAAAAGAACCUAUCCAAUCGACUAGCUGAUGGUCAAGCUCAGCUUGCUGCUGCUGUGGAAAAGGAACGGUCAGUCUCUGAAGAGCUUCUCACUCUGAGAACCCAAGUCUCUUCAAUGGAUUCACAAAACAGCUUGUUGCGUCAGGAGAAGAGUAGGCUGCAAAUUCAAUUACAGUCCGAGAGAGUCAGGCUUGAGAAGACUGAAGAUGAAAGCAACAGGCAUCAUGUGGAGUUUGACAAUCUGAAGACCGAAUACAUUAGGGCCCUUGAAGAAGCAAAGAAAGAAAAGAUUACCUUGGUUAAUCAGUUGGAAAUGGAAAAGUUGAAAGUUGAACAGGAAAGAAAAAAAGCAAUUCUUGCACAAGAUGCAUUAAAAGAGAAGGAACGGAAGUUGUUUACUAAUCAGGUGCUGGAGCCAGUGUCGAGUACUCCAACACUCUCUCGAUCUAGUUCUGUCAGCGGUGCUGAGAUGGCAUCCUUGCAGGCCUCCAUUAACUCACAGGAUGAUUUAUUUGAACAUUCGUUUGCAACAAUGACUACAUCAGCUAGUAGUAACAACUUGUAUGAAGUCCUUAGAAUGGGAGCAGGAUCAAGCUUCUUUGAAAAUUUGCAGUCUCAGCUGAAGCAAAGAGAAGGAGAAAUUGUACAGUUGCAGCUUGAAAUAUCUAACCUCGAAAAGACUCGAACUAUCAUGGCUGAAGAACUUGUCAAACUAACUACACAAAAUGAUGAACUACAAGAAAAGCUGAAUGAAAUUCCCAAGUUACGUGUACAGCUUAGGGAUAUUGAUCAACGGUACAACACAAUCCUCCAGAUGUAUGGUGAAAAAGCAGAGGAAGCUGAGGAACUGCGACUGGACUUGGAGGAUGUGAAAAACAUGUACAAAACCCAGAUAGAUGAACUAUUGAAACAGCGACUAACCUGAUUUGCUUUAUCCUAGUAAACUUGGCACUUAAUAUUUUUUUUCCAAGUUUCCCUUAAUGUGAAAUGCAAUACUGCUGACAAAUAUUUGGCAUAAAGUGUGAAUGUAUGAUUGUAAAUAUAUAUUGUAUUCUUUAGUGCUUUUUGUUAAUUUGUUUUGCCUUAGAGGAAAAAUUGUACAGUAUGAUCUAUCUGUGUUGGAAAAAUUACUGGUGUAAUAAAAGUACAUAAUAUGAAGGAUUCAAGUGCAAUAUUAUGAGUAAACCUGAUUUACAGCUGACCCUUAGGAUGAACACAUAUCCUUCUGAAAAUGCAGUUUUCUGGGCAGAAUUGUAUUUCUGAUUACAAAAAAGACCAAUCUUCUUGGCAAACUCAAUUGACCAGGCUAGUAGUUUUUAAGCUACCCAAAACAUUGUCCGCUAAAGAAGGGAAGUGUUUCAAUAAAUGAAUUACCCAUUAUUCUGUAUUCCACUCUGGUAAAUGCUUUACAGAGGUGAAUUGAAAAGAAAUUUGGACUAAAGUAUGUUGCAUUUUAUUCAAUCUUUAGUUGUUAUUAAACUCUAAAUACAAAGAUUUCAGAAUUACUCAGUAUGGGGAUUUAAACAAAAUUUAGUUUAUAACAAUAAAAUAUGCUGUCUUGCUGUUGAUAAGUGGCUGAAAGAAAAAAAUUGCAUUUUGGUCUACUUUUGCUAAUAGUUACACUUAAUUUCAGUACACAAUUUGAAAAUUAGAUUGUAAUCUGUGUAGAACAAGCACAUAGUAACAUUAAUAAAUCAAUCUUGGUGCUAUAUUCUGUGCAUUGAAAAUAAAUUAAAAAUGCUUUAUUUAAAAAAUAAUUUUCUAUAGCUUGAAUCGAUAAUCUGUGUUAUACUUUCCAACUAAGUUUAAAAUGUAAAUAAUAUACUUUGUGUAACACUGAUAGGAUUUGGGAUAAUAAAGUCUCUUAACUGAUUUGCUGUCUUUCACUAUAGUAUAGAUGAACUUUUGGUUUUUCAUUUGGUGUAAUACCUGAAAAAAUAUCAGCUACAUUUCUUCAACCAGGCUAGAAGCUAAAGAGGAUACAUUUGUUCUUUUUAAUAUAGUUAUAAAAAUGGGAACAAAGUUCAUUUAUUGUCACUAUGCAUAUUUACAAACCAGCAGGGAAACUGUUCCUGGUUACAGUGGUGGAGGUAAUGUUUUCACUCAUUUGUUAAUCUGUUUGUAAAUAAUAUAUCUCAAAAACUAAUGGACAAACUUGGUACACAGCUAAGGUAUGGCCCAAGGAAGAACUGAUUAGUUUUUGACGAACAUGUGGGAUAUGCAUCUGGAUCCAGAUCCUCCAAAUUUUUAUGGGAUCCGUUAACAUUGAGAGAUGGGGUGAAUAGACAUUUUUUUAAAGAAUGUUGUUGAUUGUUUUAGAAUGUUAUGGAUUGUCUCAACAGCCGUGGUGCAAUUUGUCACUGCUGUCAAAAUGUGAGCAGAGUUUUCAGAGCAGAUUGUUGUAUGCAGAUUGGCCUGAAGCCUCCUCAGUUAGAUGAAAAUUCUUAAUAAAAAGAUUUAUUUUUUCAGCUUUGUAGUUACAGAGCAUCAACUAGGCAGGAAAAAGCUUCAAGAAAAAGCUGCAUAAUUAUAACAACAUUGAGUUAGCACAGUGUGAUGGAGGUAUGUGCUCUACUGAGUGCCCUCUUCACUUAUGUGUAGCUGUUAUUGAUAUAGCUGCAAUGACAGAAUGUAAUAUCGGACAGAUGAUUAGCUGCAUUUGUGAUUUUUUUUUUGCCUCGCCAUUCCCUCUUGUGAAAUGCCUAUCGUCAAAUAGGUACCUAUGGAACAUCAAAACUGAGACCAAAUAAGGAAACCAUGGGCAAAACCCCUGCUCCACCCUUUAGUGCCUAUGCACAAGAAAAUGCAAUCAUGCUUAUGUCAUCAAAGUCAAUAGGCUCUAAAAGAUAUUUGUUUUACUAAUUAGUAGAGCAUCAGUGUCCUGAUCUGACCCUGGAAUGGACAGAUUUUUCUUUCAGUUGUUGUGCAUUGUGCAAUGGUAAUGCGCUAAAAAGCAAGUGUCUGAGUUUCAUACUGCAAAUUUUUUGGGUAAUUCCAAUAUUUGUUUGUUUAUUAUGGAGGAGCUAAAUGUAUAUGAAUUGGGCAGUGGGAAUUAUCAAUGCUCAUAUCUUGAAAUCAUUUUUGAUUUCAGUUCAACUGGCUUCCAUAUUCAUCUCAGACAUGUGCUUGCAUGUUUAAUUAUAAAUGUCAAUGUUUGGUGAUAAAGUAUUUGCUACUACUGUGACUCUAUAUUAGUACAUUUCUAGUUUAAGGUUUUGAUGUCUAGGGUAGCAAUGCUUUGCUGCAGAAGUAUAAAUAUUGAGCACAUUUUAUUUUUUUAUUUAUUCAUAGGAUAUCAUUAAGUAUUAACAUAGAAAUAUUUGGUCAUUUCCCUUGUAGUUUACAAUACUCAGCAUUGAAAUGUCACCAAAUAGACUUUUGAAAGGUAUUGUAUAGUAGAAAUUACAACAUGCAUAUUUUGAGAGUUAAUUGGGAUAAUCAUCCUGUUACUGGGGAAGGUUUUUUUUCCUGUAGGUUCAAAUGAUUUGGUAAUUUCCCUGCUUUGCUGGUAUAUUCAAUUUAUUUUGUUCAAUAUUUAUGUUGGGACACUAAAAUGGUUUCCUCCAACCGUAUAUUAAUGUGCCACAUAAUCUCACUUAUGUUCUUAUUAUCAAUGGCAUUGAAUAAAUUGCAUAAUAAAUUUUAUUUACAAUGAC